Drosophila virilis is the source of this 901-nucleotide messenger RNA. Its product is annotated as pyridoxine/pyridoxamine 5'-phosphate oxidase. The record is from RefSeq and is a predicted model, not a curated record. Gene Ontology annotation, molecular function: FMN binding; pyridoxamine phosphate oxidase activity. Gene Ontology annotation, biological process: pyridoxal 5'-phosphate biosynthetic process; pyridoxine biosynthetic process. NCBI's taxonomy places the organism in Eukaryota, Metazoa, Arthropoda, Insecta, Diptera, Drosophilidae.
UAACUAAAUAUUUAAAAUUCUCUUUACAUAUUCGGCAUGUAAGUAUCAAAAUUUUUGUUCAAAUGAAGCUGGGCCCAGCUUUAAAACAGAGGCUUCGGGGUGUCGCAGCUGCGCUGCAUUUGCUGACACCCCGCAGCCGCAAACAAAGUCCGAUGCGUAAAAUAGCCGCCAGAGUUGCAUCGGAAAGUUGCCCAGAAUUGCAGAAGUGUGCCACAAGCAUCGCCAUCCGGGAGCCGUAUGCCAUUCUGCAACACUGGCUGACGGUGGCUCUGAAUGAGGAGCCACGGUGCGAGCCUCGCAUGGCCUGUUUGGCCACCGUGGAUAUGGCCGGGCAGCCUGUCACGCGAAUGACCAACGUCGAGCAGAUAAAUGCCGCUGGGCUAACAUUCUAUACGACGCUGGGCAGUCGCCUGACGGGCGAGAUCACCCACAAUCCUCAUGUGUCGCUGCAGUUCUUUUGGCCGCACAUGAGACGCAGUGUACACAUUGCCGGACAUGUCAGUCCCGUGUGCGCUCUGCAGGCACAGCUGCAGUUCGCCCGAUAUCCGCGUGAAGUACAGCUCAGCAUGCACGGCAUACCAAGCAGAAAAAGCGGCAUCUACGGCAGGAUCAUGGAGUAUUUCGCCAAUCACUUCAGAAAUGAUCGGUUGCAGGAAGUGCCGGUACCACGCGAUUGGGGCGGUCUUCUACUGUGCCCGACUUUUUAUGAGUUUUCUCAGGUGGACCCCGAGGCGCCGGGCAGGCGGUGCAUGCGUUUUCGACGCUGCCUCACGCUGCCACGGGGUAUGAGAAAUGAAACAUGCAAUGCGGAUCGUUAUGAUUGGGUCUUUGACAGCUGCACCGACCAUGAUAGCUGCAUAAUUUAAGCCAAGAUAUAAAUGCCUUUGUGUAAUACAAAAUA